UCAUCGAAAGUUGAGCCAUUUUUGCGUCGUCGUUUUAACUAAAAUUCAUUUGGAAAAGUUUUCCCGACUUAUUUACAUUUGUGUGGCCCGAAAUUUGUAAUUAAGAGCUUCGUUUUUUAGUGCGCUGCAUCGUUUUAUAGUUUUCAGUUAGCCGUUUGCUCAAAGCCAUGUCCAAUAAGAAACGCACUGGUUUCAUGAACUUCGUAGACGACUGGCUGUCCAAAUAUCCUGGAGGUCGUGGUGCCAUUGCAAAGGAUGCUGCGAUCGCCAAAUGCGGCAAAAUUUGGACGAAGAUGAGCGCAGAGGAGCGUGAGCCUUAUGUCUGCCAAGCCAAAGCCGCGUCCAAGGUCCAGGUGGAAAAAUGUGAAAUGCAUCGCCACAUUGACCGCAUAAUCUGUGGGGCAAAAAAUGCACUUGAUCUCCAGCAGCAGGAGUACAAUAUUGUUGCCUUUAAUUAUUUCGCCAACACUGGGAGUGUUUACGUCCCUGCUGAGUAUGCCACCUGCCGUUACUCUCUCAAGGAAGGCAUCAGUGCGGUGUACAGUACCCUUAUUGAUCCGGGGCAACUCAUCUUUGGGCAAAGCCACCAGGCCAGGCAACAUUCGCGGGAAACCCAUAAGUUGCCCUUGCCCCCGAGUGCCUUGGGCACGAAAAUGGGGAAACUGUACAAGAAAUUCAUUGAUGGAUUUCCAGAGGUCUGUGAAGGAGAUCCGAUCAUAAUGUACACCCCCACCGAUCAAAUACCGAUGGUAAAGGCUUGCUUUGCCUAUUUGGAGUGCGAGGCCGAUGACAACGAGGCCAUAACCAAGUCCAUUCUGAUCUACGACAUUCAGUACUUGCUUUACGCAUUGAAGAAGGCUGCUUUUGGCAUCACGGGAAAGCCGAACAUUAAUAUUAAUUUACAUGGGACAAGCACAUAUUUUCAACAAGAUCGUUUUGAAUACACCGCAGGCAUUGCUUGUGAGUACCAUGAAGAAAUCGACUGCACCAGCUACUGUGCCAAGAGCAUGGUCAAACGUUGGUGCUACAUCUUCAGCGACUUCAUUUGCGAAGAUUUGGACAUUCGCCUGAAGCCUGGCAAGCACAUUCCGGCAGUGACAAAGCCCAAUUAUCACAUCACUCCAGGGGAACCCGAGAAACCCUUAGGCAACGACGAAAGCAAUGAUUGGGAGUAUGAUCCUCCCCAAGACCGUAGCAACCUAUCGGAUGUACUGGAAAUAGACAAACUAACUAUUCAAUAAAUAUGGGACAAGGAGUGAUGCUAUUGGAGCCACAAGUUGAAAUACAAUAAUUCACUUCUUCAAAAGAAAAACCUCUGUAUCUAAUACACUUCUGCUUUGUUUAUAUUAUCAUCAUCGUCAUCGUGAUUCUCUUCGCCUAUGAUGAAUAGGAUCAAGAUGGAGCUGCUGAACGCAUUGAAGAUGAUGGCGAUGGCGGCGGUGAUAAUGGAAACAUAAGUAGAUUAUAUGAAGAAUGAGUAGUACUUUACAAGACACCUUAAUCAAUAUAUUCAUCCAAUGCAUCAUCCUAGUGGAAGUGUAACAAAUAAAUCACAUUCAAGUAAA
Messenger RNA from Drosophila miranda, 1565 nucleotides. Its product is annotated as protein maelstrom 2-like. The transcript is spliced from 3 exons. Gene Ontology annotation, molecular function: sequence-specific DNA binding. NCBI's taxonomy places the organism in Eukaryota, Metazoa, Arthropoda, Insecta, Diptera, Drosophilidae. Gene Ontology annotation, biological process: male meiotic nuclear division; spermatogenesis; negative regulation of DNA-templated transcription. Gene Ontology annotation, cellular component: P granule; nucleus. The record is from RefSeq and is a predicted model, not a curated record. Bases 168 to 1241 code for a protein of 357 amino acids.